GUGCGAGGUCCGGUAGCGCGGAGAGAGGGAGGGUAGCGCUCCGCAGGCUUCCCCUCAGCCCCGGCUUCUCUCCGUCCCGCCUUCCAACAUGAAAGCCUUCAGCCCGGUGCGGUCCGUCAGGAAAAACGGCGGCCUCUCGGAGCAUAACCUGGGCAUCUCCCGCAGCAAAACCCCGGUGGACGACCCCAUGAGCCUGCUGUACAACAUGAACGACUGCUACUCCAAGCUGAAGGAGCUGGUGCCCAGUAUCCCGCAGAACAAGAAAGUGAGCAAGAUGGAAAUCCUGCAGCACGUUAUCGACUACAUCCUGGACCUGCAGAUCGCCUUGGACUCGCACCCCAGCAUCGUCAGUCUCCACCAUCAGAGACCCGGGCAAAACCCGUCCUCCAGGACUCCUCUCACCACACUCAACACAGACAUCAGCAUCCUCUCCCUACAGGCGUCCGAGUUCCCCUCAGAGCUCGUGUCAGGCGACAGCAAAGCACUUUGUGGCUGAAUCACACGGUGUUCCACUGAUGAGAUUUUUUUUUUUUUUGCACAAGAAAAUGUCUACAGGAUCUUGUUUUGAGGUGCUGAAUUUAUUUUUCAGCUGUAUCUGGAGGGGAAAAUCCACAUCUUAACUAAAAGGACCUUUUAAAAUUAAUAAAGAAGAAAAAAAAAUCAAGAUUGAUCUUUAUCCCCACCCCAUUCUUCAACUUGGACUGAACCUAGUUAUUUAUGAAGAGACUCUUAAAUACCCUUUCCCUAGUUGGAAGGCUUCCUUUAUAUACUAUUCCCAACGUGGGGAGCGAAACAAAAUCUCACAAGGAGUUGCCCAUUUUAAAGCAGACUUUGCCUUUUUUUUCCAAAGGUGGAGCGUGAGUACCAGAAGGAUCCAGUGUUCAGUUUUUUAGGAAAGUCUGUGGUCAGAAAUUACCUUUUUGACGCAAACCUAGGACUGAAUGCUGUGUAUAUAUUUAUAUAUAAAUAUAUAUAUGAGUGAAACCUUGUGAACUCUUUAAUUAGAGUUUUCUUGUAUAGUGGCAGAAAUUUACAUUUCUGCAAAAAGUGUAAUGAUGUACUUAAUCAUGCUAAACUUUUUAUAAAAGUUUAGUUGUAAACUUAACCCUUUUGAUACAAAAUAAAUCAAGUGUGUUUAUUGAA
Chroicocephalus ridibundus (black-headed gull) is the source of this 1143-nucleotide messenger RNA. It is a transcript of the gene ID2, whose product is annotated as inhibitor of DNA binding 2. The record is from RefSeq and is a predicted model, not a curated record. Gene Ontology annotation, biological process: cell differentiation; circadian regulation of gene expression; negative regulation of transcription by RNA polymerase II. The transcript has 3 exons. Gene Ontology annotation, molecular function: transcription regulator activity; protein dimerization activity. Bases 89 to 496 code for a protein of 135 amino acids. Gene Ontology annotation, cellular component: cytoplasm; nucleus. NCBI's taxonomy places the organism in Eukaryota, Metazoa, Chordata, Aves, Charadriiformes, Laridae.